AUGCGUUUCCAAUUGAUCUUCCUGUCCGCCCUUUUCGCUGCAGUAUUCGCUCGACCCGAACUCGAGGAAGAUCCUACAGAAUUCGAUGUAUCAGACUGCAGAUGGUUCGGUCCUGGUCAAUGUGUCCAGAAAUGUCCUCCCAUGUACGGAGCUUACAUUGCUGCCAACUGUACCGGUGAAGAGGAACAUUCUUGUUGCGACGUCCAAUGCUGCUUGUUGAGAAACCCUUCCCCGUAA
This is a messenger RNA of Radiomyces spectabilis, 237 nucleotides long. RefSeq lists its product as uncharacterized. The coding region runs from base 1 to 237 and encodes 78 amino acids. The record is from RefSeq and is a predicted model, not a curated record. Lineage: Eukaryota; Fungi; Mucoromycota; Mucoromycetes; Mucorales; Radiomycetaceae. The transcript is spliced from 2 exons.